CUUUCCUGAGGGAAUGUGCUGGAGGUACAGUAUAAUUGAAUGCUAUGCCAGGAGUCGACGUAAAUACUUACGCUGUAGAGAGAGAGAGAUAGAGAGAGAGAGCAGUGAGUCACUUCCAAUUAGCCUUUCAGAACGGAGUUUCUUUGUGAGGGACACGAACGACGGGACCUUUACGUUUCAAGAGGAGAGAGGAGUGAGCUUGCAUUGACUCAGGCUUCAACCCGACUGGCACAGAGUUACAGAUGAGCGCAGAGCAACAAGCGGGAUUCACCCUCAGCGCCCCCGCAGCUGUCUCGGAGACCUAACCCGCGCUCGUCUCUUCUUUUUCACAGCGAGAAACUUCUUUCUUGUCCUUUGUUUUCACUGCACGUUGCUGUUGUUCAGAAAGAACGAACCUUUGCUCUAAUAACAUCACUGUGAAGCGCCGAGGGCUUUCAUUCCUCAGCGGGCUGACACAGCAAGGAUCACAGAACAGGCUGGACUGUUUCUGUCAAACAGCUGGACUGGAGAAAUCAAUCGUUUUUGCAGUUUUGCAAAGCCCUGCAGUUCCCACAGUAAAAAACCCUUUGCGUGUCACAAGAUGCACUCAACAUGCCCUUUCCGCUAUAACUAUUUGCCACAAGACCCUGCCAAGCUUUUUUUAUGAUGGAACAUGCUUAAAUUUACUCUACGCAAGAAAAACAAACAAAAAAUAUCUUGGAGAUUUGAAGCAGCCCAUUGAAAAAACCGACUGGAGAACAGAGAUUACGACCACUUUCUACGUUAAACCUCGUGUGAAUUUUAAAAAAAAUACCUCCCCCAUAUUCCUGCGGUUCUCCGGGUCUCUGCGGAGCGAUGGUCCUGCUUUUGGAAACCGCUCCGCCCGGGAUCUUCUCCAACUGUUCCAACUGCACUCAGACUGCGGGCGCGGGGGUGGACCUCACAAAGGCGCUGACCCUGGGGCUGAUUCUGGGGGUCUUCAUCGUGUUCGGGAUCCUGGGAAACAUCCUGGUCAUCCUCUCCGUGGUCUGCCACCGGCACCUGCAGACGGUCACACACUACUUCAUCGUGAACCUGGCGGUGGCCGACCUGCUGCUCAGCUCCGUCGUGCUGCCCUUCUCUGCCACCUUCGAGAUCCUGGGCCGCUGGGUCUUCGGCAGGAUCUUCUGCAACAUCUGGGCAGCUGUGGACGUGCUGUGCUGCACCGCCUCCAUCAUGAGCCUAUGCGUGAUCUCCGUGGACCGCUAUGUGGGGGUCAGCUACCCGCUGCGCUACCCCGCCAUCAUGACGGAGCGCCGCGGGCUCCUGGUGCUGCUGGGGCUCUGGGCUCUGUCCAUCACCAUCUCCAUCGGGCCCCUCUUCGGAUGGAAGGAGCCGGCACCGGAGGACGAGAGCGUGUGCAAGAUCACGGAGGAGCCCGGCUACGCCAUCUUCUCUGCGUUCGGCUCCUUCUACGUGCCGCUCACCGUCAUCCUGGUGAUGUACUGCCGGGUGUACGUGGUGGCCAAGCGGGAGACACGCGUGCUGAGGUCCGGGGUGAAGAGAGAGAGAGCAGGCUGCGCGGUGGAGGAGGUGACCCUGCGCAUCCACCGGGGGAACACCGUCACCCCUCCCAGCGACGAGGCCCUGAAGAGCCGCACACACUUCUCCAUCCGUCUGCUCAAGUUCUCGCGCCAGAAGAAGGCCGCCAAGACCCUGGGCAUCGUGGUGGGCUGCUUCAUCCUCUGCUGGCUGCCUUUCUUCAUCGUGCUGCCCAUCGGGUCUAUUUUCCCUGCUUACCGGCCCUCGGAGACCGUCUUCAAGAUCACGUUCUGGCUCGGAUACUUCAACAGCUGCAUCAACCCCAUCAUCUACCCCUGCUCCAGCCAGGAGUUCAAGAAGGCCUUCCAGAACGUGCUGAACGGGGGCCCGGGCCCCAAAACGCCCCCACUGGGGCUCCCAGAGGGGCACAGGGACCCGGGGCUCAGCCCCUCCAGGCCGGUGUCCUGCCAGCUGUCCCUGGGAGGGGGCAGUGCGGAGUGGAAGGGGUUCCCGGGGCUGGGGGUGGGGGGUCGUGCGUGCUGCGGGGCCACGACGGCCCGUGUGCGCAGUAAGAGUCUGCUGCGGGCUUGCUGCUGCGUUGCCACGGAAACCACACCCCAGCCAAUCAGGCCGAGCCCCCUGCCUGUCAUCAAGGUGCACAUGCUCUCUCUGUGCGAGAAUGGGGAGGCUGUGUAA
This is a messenger RNA of Acipenser ruthenus (sterlet), 2196 nucleotides long. RefSeq names its product alpha-1A adrenergic receptor-like. The transcript is spliced from 3 exons. Gene Ontology annotation, biological process: positive regulation of cytosolic calcium ion concentration; adenylate cyclase-activating adrenergic receptor signaling pathway; cell-cell signaling. The coding region runs from base 835 to 2196 and encodes 453 amino acids. Lineage: Eukaryota; Metazoa; Chordata; Actinopteri; Acipenseriformes; Acipenseridae. Gene Ontology annotation, molecular function: alpha1-adrenergic receptor activity. Gene Ontology annotation, cellular component: membrane. The record is from RefSeq and is a predicted model, not a curated record.